Molecule: messenger RNA, 1934 nt
Organism: Ziziphus jujuba (common jujube)
Lineage: Eukaryota; Viridiplantae; Streptophyta; Magnoliopsida; Rosales; Rhamnaceae
Product: 1-aminocyclopropane-1-carboxylate synthase 7
Exons: 2
Coding region: 208-1620 (470 amino acids)
Biological process (GO): amino acid metabolic process; biosynthetic process
Molecular function (GO): transaminase activity; pyridoxal phosphate binding
Source: RefSeq, a predicted model, not a curated record
UCCUCUCCUGUCUUCUGUUUUUCUUUCUCUUUGUUUCUUUCUCAUUUCUUGUGUUUUUUCCCUCCUCUCCCAUUGUUUUGAAUCCACAAUCUCAUUGGUGUGGGGAGGAAGUGGCAUACCAAUUGGACCAACCUCAAUUGACUUCUUUCUCAAUUCUCAAUAUUAUUAGAAACAUAAAAGAAGAGGUAGCUAGCUAGCAAUACAGUGAUGGCAAUUGAGAUUGAAGUUGAGGCUGAGCAACGUUGUGUUGAGGCUGAGCUACCUUGUGUUGAGGUUGAGCUAUCAAAGAUAGCAGUUUCAGAAACUCACGGAGAAGACUCGCCAUAUUUCGCAGGGUGGAAAGCGUACGACGAAGACCCUUACGAUGAAACUACCAACCCAUCGGGAGUCAUACAGAUGGGAUUGGCAGAGAAUCAAGUUUCAUUUGAUUUACUGGAGAAGUACUUGGAAGAGCAUUACUAUAAUAAUAAUUAUUCAGAUCAAGAGGCACGGAGCUGCGGGUGGACGGGAAAAGGAGGAGGAGUGUCAGUGUCAAGCAGAGCAGGGGGGUUCAGAGAGAAUGCUUUGUUUCAGGAUUACCAUGGGCUUUUGUGUUUCAGGAAGGCAAUGGCCAGUUUUAUGGAGCAAGUUCGAGGAGGGACGGCCAAGUUCGACCCAAGCAGGCUGGUGCUGACUGCGGGAGCCACCGCGGCCAAUGAGCUUCUCACAUUCAUCUUGGCGGAUCCUGGGGAUGCGCUGCUGGUCCCCACCCCUUACUAUCCUGGCUUCGACAGGGACUUGAGGUGGAGAACCGGCGUGAAGAUCGUGCCCAUCCACUGCAACAGCUCCAAUGGUUUCCAGGUCACCACUGCGGCCUUGGAAGCCGCGUACGCCCAGGCGCAAUCCAUGAACCUCAAAGUGCGAGGCGUUCUCAUCACCAACCCAUCCAACCCUCUCGGCGCCACUCUCCGCCGUUCCGUCCUCCAAGACAUUCUCGACUUCGUCGCCCGCAAGAACAUUCAUCUCGUCUCCGACGAAAUCUACUCGGGAUCCGUCUUCUCCUCCGCCGAGUUCGUGAGCGUCGCUGAGAUUCUGGAAGCCAGGGGAUACAGAGACUCGGAAAGAGUGCACAUUGUUUAUAGCCUUUCCAAAGACCUCGGCCUUCCAGGCUUCCGAGUUGGCACCAUUUACUCUUACAACGACAAGGUGGUCACCACCGCCAGGAGGAUGUCCAGCUUCACCUUGAUAUCUUCUCAAACGCAGCAGCUCUUGGCUUCCAUGCUGGCCGACAAGGAUUUCACUCACAAUUACAUCCACACUAACAGGGACAGACUCAAGAACAGGUACAACAUCAUCAUCCAAGGCCUUAAGAGCGCCGGGAUUGAGUGUUUGCAGGGUAAUGCCGGUUUGUUUUGCUGGAUGAAUUUAAGUCCCCUCCUCGACAAACCCACCCAAGAAGCCGAACUGUCCCUUUGGAAUUCCAUCCUCCAUCAAGUCAAGCUCAAUAUAUCUCCUGGCUCUUCUUGCCACUGCUCUGAACCAGGUUGGUUUCGGGUGUGCUUUGCCAACAUGACUGAGCACACACUUGAAGUCGCAUUGAAAAGAAUACACACUUUUAUGCAAAACAGAAAUCGCAAUUAAUUAAUUAGAAUAUAUGCAUAUACCACAUCCAAAAAAAUAUAAACCUAUAUAUUAUCUUCUCAUUAUAAGUAAUCUCCAUAUUAUACCUUCGAUCUUCUUCUUCUUUUUUUAUGGUUCCAGCCAUUUCCAUUAUAUUCUUUUGGAUGACAACCAAAUUUGAUCAGCAAACUGGUGGCUUGUCUCACCUAUGACUAUCCGAUACUGUACUAUAUCAAGAUUUACUUGAAAGCAUCUAUACACCAUUGUUUUCUUGCUUUGGCCAUCUAAGCAAGUUGUCUUGCUUCGCUUCAAUCGGCAAAGCAAGUUAAUUUCUC